AUGGACUUGCUUUCCAGGACCUACCUCUUGGCAGCCUUAUUAACCUGUAUCGUGUUUCAGUCCGGUGCCCAGGAGAAGAAUUAUACGGUGCGGGAGGAGUUGCCAGAAAAUGUCCUAAUUGGCAAUUUGCUUAAGGACCUCAACUUGACUCUGGACCCUGAUGUGCCCCUUUCGUCACCCCUGCAGUUCAAGCUUGUGUAUAAGACUGGGGAUGUUCCGCUGGUGCACGUGGAGGAGAAUACUGGAGAAAUAUUCACCACUGCCAACCGCAUUGACCGGGAGAAGCUCUGCUCUGGCAUUUUUAGUGAGAACCGCUGUUUCUAUGAGGUGGAAGUUGCUGUCCUGCCCGAUGAAGUUUUCCGACUGGUCAAGAUCAGGUUCCUGAUUGAGGAUAUAAAUGACAAUGCCCCUCUUUUUCCAUCAACAGUCAUCAAUAUCUCUAUCCCUGAGAACACAGCCAUCAAUUCCCGGUAUUCUGUCCCAUCUGCUCUUGAUCCUGACAUUGGAGUCAACGGCAUCCAGCACUAUGAACUCCUUAAGGUGAAUGUUGGUCCUUGUAUCUCCCCAUAA
Molecule: messenger RNA, 570 nt
Organism: Podarcis lilfordi (Lilford's wall lizard)
Lineage: Eukaryota; Metazoa; Chordata; Lepidosauria; Squamata; Lacertidae
Source: the annotation of a GenBank genome assembly